AUCACCACUGUUGCCUAUCACCUAUUUAUUGUGUUUCGCUCUCAUUUUGUGUCCUCAUAUUGUCUUUCCUUGUGGGUGUGUAUAUGUGUGUGCAUGCGUGUGCCAAAGAAGAGCUGGAGUUAACCGGUAGACCUGGCAGCAGUUGCAGAGGGCGGACUCAACUGCCGGUGUGCAGUAUUCCGAGCAACAUAACAACGCAGCAGUCGCACGGCUGGCUCUCUGCGGUAGUUAUCUCACUGCGCUGUUGAGUUACGCGAUCGUCUUACUCUUACCGAGUCAUCAGCAGGCGACGAUUGCGGAUGCACUUGCCAACUCGGUUAGCUCUGAGGCUUUGCAACUCAUCAUAGACCAGUCUGGCUAAAACUCAAUAGCUGGACCGGCAACGUGCAACUCGUAGUGUGUGAUAUCGUUAUAUAGCUGGACAAUUGUGCAUUGCUUCCCUUUCUGUCUUUUAUCUUUCUCUUUUCCUCCUACCUGAGUGUUUUGUCCGCUCGGCCAAACGAAUGACACAACAACCUUAAGGCCGACAAGGUAACUAAAAAACAAGGGUUUGACCCAUCAAGAGACACUAGACAACUGGCGCCGUCCUUGCAGCAUCAAGCGAUUCAGUGUCGUCGAUAGCGCAGUAACAACACUCUACAGCACCUCUCUCUAAUAGUUAGACGGUACCUAGUGCGUUCUAAUCACGAAGAACUUGAUUACUACACGACAACGGACUCAGAUAUUGAAGAAGACGACAUGGCGACUCCUCUAACCGAUGCUGAAAAGCGCCGACAGAUCUCCGUUCGAGGGAUCGCCCAGGUGGAAAAUGUGGUCAAUAUGAAAAAUGCAUUUAACCGCCAUCUGCACUACACGCUGGUUAAGGACAGGAACGUCGCAACUCCCCGCGAUUACUAUCAGUCUUUGGCCCAUACUGUUCGCGAUCACCUCGUAAGCCGUUGGAUUCGAACCCAGCAAUACUAUUAUGAGAAGGACCCAAAGAGAGUUUAUUACCUUUCCCUCGAGUACUACAUGGGUCGCACCCUCUCCAACACGAUGAUAAAUUUGGGCAUCCAGAACACAUGCGACGAAGCUCUCUACCAACUCGGCCUUGACAUCGAGGAGCUCCAGGAGCUCGAAGAAGACGCUGGCCUCGGCAACGGCGGUCUUGGCCGUCUUGCGGCCUGUUUUCUUGAUUCGAUGGCCACGCUAGGUCUGGCUGCGUAUGGAUACGGUAUCAGGUACGAGUACGGAAUCUUCACACAAGCAAUCCGAGACAAACAACAAGUUGAGGAGCCCGACGAUUGGCUCAAGUUCGGUAAUCCGUGGGAAAUUCCACGACCCGAGUGCGAACUUCCUAUUCAUUUUUACGGGCGCGUGAUCGAUGACAACGGCAAACGUAAGUGGGUAGACACCCAGGUGAUUCUUGCUAUGGCCUACGACAAUCCCAUCCCUGGAUUCAAGAACAAUGUCGUAAACACAAUGCGACUGUGGUCGGCUCGUUCGCCUGUGAAUUUCAAACUUCACUGUUUCAACACCGGCGACUAUAUACAGGCAGUGCUAGACCGCAACCUGGCCGAGAACAUUUCCCGGGUCCUCUACCCCAACGACAAUUUCUUUGAAGGUAAGGAGCUGCGACUGAAGCAGGAGUAUUUCAUGGUGGCGGCUACAUUGCAGGACAUCGUGCGUCGAUACAAGGCAUCGCAGUUCGGUAGUACCCAUGCGGCACGGACUCACUUCCACGAGUUGGCCGAUAAGGUGGCGAUUCAGUUGAAUGAUACUCAUCCCGCCCUCGCCAUUCCCGAACUUAUGCGCAUCCUCAUCGAUCACGAGAACCUCAGCUUUGAUGAGGCGUUCCGACUGUGCAUUAAGACAUGCGCUUACACAAAUCACACAGUGCUGCCAGAAGCCCUCGAACGCUGGCCCGUCAGUAUGCUCGAGUCAAUUCUGCCACGUCACCUUGAGAUCGUCUAUCAGAUCAAUCAGCAGUUUAUGGAACUCGUGUCUAAGAAAUAUGUUGGCGACUUCGGCAAGAUGCGUCGCAUGUCCAUCGUUGAGGAGGACGGUGGAAAACGCAUCAAUAUGGCUCAUCUUGCCAUCGUAGGCUCUCAUGCCGUCAACGGAGUAGCUCGUAUCCAUUCCGAGAUUCUCAAAGACGACGUCUUCCGUGAGUUCUACGAGCUUUUUCCUGAACGUUUCCAGAACAAGACGAACGGAAUCACACCCCGACGGUGGCUAGUCCUUUGCAAUCCAGCUCUCGCCGAAGUGAUUGCAGAUAAAAUUGGUGAAGACUGGAUCGUGCACCUUGAGAAGCUGGCCGAGCUAAAGAAGUUCGACAACGACAAGGUGUUCCUCCAAGAACUUUACAAGGUCAAGCAGGAGAAUAAAAUGAAACUGGCUGACUACAUCAAAGUGGCUACCGGCGUCCAGGUGAAUAUCAACUCAAUUUUCGAUAUACAAGUAAAGCGUAUCCAUGAGUACAAGCGUCAACUUCUCAACGCCCUGCACGUAAUCACCAUGUACAACCGUAUCAAGGCCAAUCCGACGGGCAAUUUCGUCCCUCGAACCGUUAUGAUCGGGGGCAAAGCGGCUCCUGGUUACCAUAUGGCGAAACAAAUCAUCAAGCUGAUCUGCCACGUAGCUAAUGUAAUUAACAACGAUCUCGUUGUCGGCGAUAAACUAAAGGUAAUCUUCCUUGAAAAUUAUCGGGUCACGCUGGCUGAGCGCAUUAUGCCUGCUGCUGACCUGUCAGAGCAAAUCUCCACGGCUGGCACAGAGGCUUCCGGAACCGGCAACAUGAAGUUCCAGUUGAACGGUGCGCUGACGAUCGGAACCCUGGAUGGCGCCAAUGUGGAGAUGCGGGAAGAAAUGGGCGAAGAUAACUUUUUCCUUUUCGGUAUGACCGUUGAAGAAGUCGAGGCUCUGAAGAAAAAGGGUUACAACGCUUGGGACUAUUACAAUAGAAUUCCUGAGCUCAAACAGUGCAUUGAUCAGAUACAGGGAGGGCUGUUUUCGCCGUCGGAUCCAAAUAUGUUUGCUGACAUCUGCAAUGUCCUUCUCAACCACGAUAGGUUCUUCCUCUUCGCGGAUUAUGAGUCGUACGUUGCCUGCCAAGACCGCGUGUCCGCCACCUACCGUGACCAGGAGAAAUGGCUCAAGAUGUCCCUGCACAACAUCGCCUCGUCAGGCAAAUUUUCAUCUGACCGCACGAUCGUCGAGUAUGCCCGUGAAAUCUGGGGUUGUGAACCGUCCUGGGAAAAAAUGCCCGCCCCCCACGAACCGAAGUCUGAACAGGAGAAGUAGAUGCUACGCAUAGAGGACUAUCUGUAACAAAAUUCCUACUCCCGAUUGUUGAAAUCAAGUCGCAGGAACGAUGGCUGCACGCCAUGGGGAACCGAAUGUCUAGUCCAGGCCUAUUGAUUACUCAAGUUACUAUUACUCAUUAAAAAUUGGCGACAACUGAUUUCAAUUGUAUCACGUUGGGAUGUAUUUAUUUGCCACAGACAUACUAACUCAACGAUAGGAGGGGAUAGGGUGUUUGGCUUAAUUCUAGCGUUGUCGCCUUUUCAAAUGUCUAUCGAAUGAUAAAAGAAGACACGCUUUCACACCAUAGGCCUACAUAUAGUAAUAAAAAAAUUACAUGAAACAAACACGAAUAUGUAUAUGCACCUGCAUAUAUAACUUAUAUCAUAUACCAAGCAAUUUUGCUAGUUGCGGCCGCCAUCGCACGGCUACGUUUCGCCUUAACCUACCGGUCAGAUACGAAAGCGAGUUAAGUAACGAUGAAUCGUUAAGUGUACAAUGAACUUGAGCAGGCAACUGCUUCCACCGUAGCAGUCGAUAUAUAGUAACUAAAAUGCGAUGUGAAGUUACUCAGGUGAGAGGUGACAGGUCUGCGACGAGUGUAAAUGUGUUGAAUUGUAAGCUCAUAAAAUAGAAGACAACACAGACGAAAGAAGAUCGGUGCGACAUUAGGAAUUUUUCGAUUAGUAAGAUACGACUGGUGAUACUGGCCAUAGUAUCAUUACUACAUGGAUUUUUUUUAGUGUAUUUUGCUGAAGCUCUGGUACUCCACGAGGCACUUAAUGAACUUGACAACACUGUUCAACGUAAAAACCGAGGGUAAUACAUCCUUUGACGAUUCGUAUAACGCUAAUGAUCAUAACGCUUUCAGUCGUUAGGAGUAGGGUAUGAGAGGUAGAAAUAGAAAAAAUUAAAUAUGACACAAGUAUUAAAACUUCCUUUAAGUAGGCUUAACAUACAUAUUUCUCAGGUUAUCUAAUUUUAGAAUACAAUCGUUAGGCCAAACUAUUAUUCUCUCAAAGAGGACAGACUGAGAGGUUACAUAGCAGUUUUGAACGUGACAACAUCGACACGGAUCUUCGCGAACAAAAUGCCGGAAAUGAAAGCGGCAGGAAGCGUAAUGUUCUACUCAAUAAUUUGAUGUGUCAUAUGAUCUUUAUUUCAUAAAAAUAAAAAUUAAAUAAUCAAGUGAUAUCCUUUUUCAACGUAGACACGCUAAGGUAGAUCUGCCAGCGUUAACGUGUCGUCUUCGUUGACAAGUUUCUCUCCUGCUGCUCAUCCCCACCCCAAAUUUUUCAUCGUUUUGGUCGGCGUUGUUGGUUACCGUAUUGGACUUAGUAAAGCAAAUUAGACAAAAAAAAAAAAAAAAAAAAAAC
This is a messenger RNA of Varroa destructor (honeybee mite), 4658 nucleotides long. It is a transcript of the gene Glyp, whose product is annotated as glycogen phosphorylase. NCBI's taxonomy places the organism in Eukaryota, Metazoa, Arthropoda, Arachnida, Mesostigmata, Varroidae. Gene Ontology annotation, biological process: glycogen catabolic process. Gene Ontology annotation, cellular component: cytoplasm. The record is from RefSeq and is a predicted model, not a curated record. Gene Ontology annotation, molecular function: glycogen phosphorylase activity; pyridoxal phosphate binding.